Messenger RNA from Oikopleura dioica, 723 nucleotides. The record is from the annotation of a GenBank genome assembly. NCBI's taxonomy places the organism in Eukaryota, Metazoa, Chordata, Appendicularia, Copelata, Oikopleuridae.
AUGUCAGAUUGGGGAGACUCGGUCGCUUUUUGUUCUACAAUUGGAUCGUUGCUCGUCGGGCUCACUGGGAUAUUUCCGCUCCUUUUUGUCAAGAGAAACAAUAAGUAUGCAGAGUCAGCUUGGAUAAAGUACGUCCUCGCUUUCGGCGCUGGAACACUUCUUGGAGAUGCAUUUCUUCAUCUUCUUCCUGAAGUAAUGAGUUAUCAUGAGUGGCCUCUUGGCGCCCUCGCUGGAUACAUGUUUGGUUUUAUCUUUCAAAAGUUCUUUCCCGAAGAUGAUUCGGCCAAAACUGGUGCAUAUGUGAACCUUUUCGCUAAUUGCCUCGACAAUUUCACACACGGAUUAGCGAUUGCUGGUUCAUUCGUAAUUGGAAUUAGCAGAGGCUGGGCGACUACUGCCACGAUAUUGGUUCACGAGAUUCCUCAUGAACUUGGCGAUUUUGCAAUUCUCCUGCGAGGUGGGUUAACGAGAGGACGUGCUGCUGUUCUACAGUUAAUUACUGCAUUUGCAGGUCUUUCCGGCGCCCUAGUUGUCAUCUUACUGAAAGACAUUUCACCGGACUUAGUACUUAGAUGCGUGGUGCCUUUUACAAUUGGUGCAUUUAUUUACGUAUCGCUGACGAAUGUACUGCCAGAACUGAUGGAAGAUGAAAAGAACUACCACUGGAUCAUCCUUAAUAUUACCAUCGGUAUUGUAACGAUGGGCCUCUUAUCCUCGUUAUGA